This is a messenger RNA of Peromyscus leucopus (white-footed mouse), 1317 nucleotides long. Its product is annotated as lysophosphatidic acid receptor 2-like. The record is from RefSeq and is a predicted model, not a curated record. Gene Ontology annotation, molecular function: lysophosphatidic acid receptor activity. NCBI's taxonomy places the organism in Eukaryota, Metazoa, Chordata, Mammalia, Rodentia, Cricetidae. Gene Ontology annotation, cellular component: membrane. Gene Ontology annotation, biological process: G protein-coupled receptor signaling pathway.
AUCAUGGGUCAGUGCUACUACAACGAGACCAUCGGCUUUUUCUAUAAUAACAGUGGCAAGGAGCUCAGCCUUCAUUGGCGCCCCAAGGAUGUGGUGGUGGUGGCUGGGCUGGCGGUCAGUGUACUGGUGCUGCUCACCAAUCUGCUGGUUAUCGCAGCCAUCGCCUCCAAUCGACGCUUCCACCAGCCCAUAUACUACCUGCUCGGCAACUUGGCCGCCGCUGACCUCUUCGCUGGCAUGGCCUACCUCUUCCUCAUGUUCCAUACUGGCCCACGAACCGCCAGGCUCUCCAUCAAAGGCUGGUUCCUGCGACAGGGCCUGCUGGACACCAGCCUGACGGCAUCGGUGGCCACACUGCUGGCCAUCGCUGUGGAGCGGCACCGUAGCGUGAUGGCUGUACAGCUCCACAGCCGCCUGCCCCGCGGACGUGUGGUCACACUCAUUGUGGGCGUGUGGGUGGCUGCUCUGGGCCUGGGGUUGCUGCCUGCACACUUCUGGCACUGCCUCUGUGACUUGGACAGUUGCUCACGAAUGGUGCUGUUCAGCCGCUCCUACCUGGCUGCGUGGGCCCUGUCCAGCCUGCUUGUCUUCCUGCUCAUGGUAGCCGUCUACACACGCAUUUUCUUCUACGUGCGUAGACGGGUGGAACGCAUGGCGGAGCAUGUCAGCUGCCAUCCCCGCUACCGAGAGACGACACUCAGCCUAGUCAAGACUGUUGUCAUCAUCCUGGGGGCAUUCGUGGUGUGCUGGACACCAGGCCAGGUGGUGCUGCUCCUAGAUGGUCUGGACUGUAAAUCCUGCAAUGUCCUGGCUGUGGAGAAGUACUUCCUGCUCCUGGCUGAGGCCAACUCACUGGUCAACGCAGUGGUGUACUCCUGCCGAGAUGCCGAGAUGCGCCGCACCUUCCGCCGCCUCCUCUGCUGCAUGUGCUUCCGCUGGUCCAACCACAAAUCUGCCCGCUACUCGUCUUCUGCCCAGACGGGUGCCAGUACCCGAAUCAUGCUUCCUGAGAAUGGCCACCCACUGAUGGACUCCACCCUUUAGCUUCCUUGGACUGAGGCGGGAGACGGGCAGCCAGAGCGUCGCCUGUCUGCACCCCAUGGCCACUUGCAGUUCUCCUGACUCCGUCCAGCCCAGCAGAUGCAUGGCCCUCCAUACUCCCCAAGCCCACAGAUCUGCCUGCCUCUGGGCACAGGGAUUUGGGGACAUCUCCAUGCACAUGGGAGAGCAUCCAAAGGGGCUUGGCAAUCUGACUCUCAGUCAUCUCAGGUUUUAGUUGUUUGGUUUUUUUAACAGACAUUUCAUAGUUUUACUGAA